This is a messenger RNA of Penaeus monodon (black tiger shrimp), 1530 nucleotides long. RefSeq names its product carboxypeptidase inhibitor SmCI-like. The transcript is spliced from 3 exons. Gene Ontology annotation, molecular function: serine-type endopeptidase inhibitor activity. The annotation marks the transcript as partial. The record is from RefSeq and is a predicted model, not a curated record. Lineage: Eukaryota; Metazoa; Arthropoda; Malacostraca; Decapoda; Penaeidae.
CUCGCUGACGCUGGCGCAGACGAUGGGGCGACAAGAGGACCCGUCGACUGCAGUGCCGAGAGGGACGUGGGCUCCUGUGCUAGCCAGGAGGAGGCCUGGUAUUACAACGCGGAGGCGGACCAGUGCCACUUCUUCGUGUACUCGGGCUGCGGCGGCAACACCAACAGGUUCCCCACCAGGACAGCGUGCGAGGAGUCAUGCCAGAAGCUUCGCUGCCCUGAGCUCGACUGCCCCUACAGCUGCACGCGAGGCAAAACGAAGACAGGAUGUGACACUUGCAACUGCACUCUCGAGGAAGCCGCGUACGUGUGCGGGCGGCCGGAGCAGCGCGGGUACUGCCGGGCGCUGCACCACCGCUGGGCCUGGGACGCCAAGGAGAGGACCUGCUCCCUCUUCGUCUACGGCGGCUGCGGCGGCAACGAGAACAACUUCGAGACCAAGGAGACGUGCCUCGAAGUGUGCUCGAAGGUGUAAGGCAACUUCAGGCAGUAAAGGAAAGCGGGAGUAAGGAGGAGCGAGUCUGCAGAUGCGUCAGUAUUUCUACAAAGGAAUGUUGUUCUCAGUGUGUAUGCAGUAUACUGGACAGUGCCCUGUGUUAGGCUCAUGUCGUCAUCUUCAGUAAUCCAGGUUUAGCUGUUCUGUCACGGGUCAUAUUGGUUUAAUCACAACAUUUUUUUUUUCUAAAAUAUAUACAGUUGCCAGUUUUCUUUUUCAGUGCAUGUCACAUAUUGUAUUUCACAUAUAAAAACACACUGAAAAUCACCCGAAACAACGGUAUUAUGCAUAGUCUUACUAUCGUUACGGUAUGGUACAAAAUGUUGCUGUUCAUUUCUUCAGAAGAAGCGAUUCUGAAGGUUUAACCGGUGACGAAUGAAAUCUUUUAAUAUGGCGAAUUGCGCUUUCGUUAAAAUAGUGAGAGAAAUUUAUCUUACCUUGGUUAUAAAUAUAUACCAUGUUACCACCUAUGUUACCAUUUAUAUAUGUUUUUUUUUCUUUCGUUUCCAUGGAUCUCCUCGCUGAAUGGUGAAAACGAUUAACAUAAAAAGUAAUAUUUUAUUUUUGUUUAAGUUGCGAAAGCCAUCGGCGGGGAAAACGGUGUUCCUUUUAUGUUACCAUGUGUGCUGAGGGUUGUGCAAGUCAUCGAGUCUUAGGAUUAGUUCUGCAAGUGUGUAAGAUGUUUUGCAUGAAGGAAGUAUGUGCUCACGUACACGGGUGGAUGCGUUUGUAUGUAGAUUGUAGAAAAAGAGGAAACAACAAAUAGUACGGUUUCAUAUCUUCAUAAUGACGUAAUUUCCCCCUCCGCCUUCCCUCACCCCACCCAUCCACAUAACGACCCCGCCUCCACCCCUCCCACCGCCCCACCCUAGAUAGACCCCCUCGCCCUACAUCCCCACCCGCCUAUAUACCCCACCCCCACCCCGCCCACAGCCUUCUUCUCUCGUAUCCGGAUUUUUAUUUUUUUCAUACACGAGAAGAAAUUUUCGGCCUUGUUUUCGUUGUUAUUUCUCCUGUUGCUUCUUUUAUCUUGUU